CUGCAGGGAACGCUCUGCCCUUCCCUAAGAGCAAGUUUGAAGCUUUCAAAGACAUUCUCAUUGAGCUCGGUUACUAGUCUGGUUACUAGUCUCCCUCGACAUGCGAUUUCCAACUAUCAUCCUUCUAGCCAGUCUCUUACCGGGAGUCGUAGGAGAUCAGCCAUCGUUCCGCGAGACGCUAUCGAGUAUCCCUCACACCAUCUCGUUCACUAAAGAGACUUUACCUUCACAUGUCUCUACAACCACGGGCAGCACCCUCGUCCUAGCAGGUGCUUCUUGGGACGGGCACUUUCGAGCGCAAAUCUAUCCGGGGCACUGGCAACGUUACCUGCAAGCACUUCCUUCAAGCGUGCAACACGGCUAUAUUCUGUAUGACGGACGUCCAAUUGGGCCCAAUUCACUUCCCAGAGGUCUUGUCCGAGCUUGGGACGCCUGGGGUGGGACUGCGCCGAGCUAUGAACUGUGCUUAUUCAAGGACGGCAAAGAAGGCCCCGCACAAGACCGCGAGUUGAUCAACACUUAUCACAGCUUUGUACGAAACGAAACCGACGCGACAGCUAUAGGGGAUUUUUUUUCGAAUAGGUGUGGAGGGGUUGGAGCGAGGUCUGGGAUUUCCCAUCCUGAGUUAUAGAUCAGAGUCAUAGUUCUAUGUACGUACUUGUAGGUUGUGCUUCAACAUUACUCUUGCCCUCGCUAUCCUGUCGAAUGGUCUCUUCCUCCAUGCUAGGAGGCGGCUCUGUUGAAUUCUCAAAUGCUCGCUUGAUCAAUCCCUUCGUCAUCCCAUUCUCAUUUCUUUGGAGGCAGACGCAAUAAGGGCAGGGCGGUGAGCCAAUUGUGUCCAUGAGUGUCAAAUGGCUCUCCACGAAGUGCUCGAGCGCCUGGCUGCGAAUAAGCAAGAUGUCGCCGGGUUGAUACGGUAGCAUGAUUCCCAAGUCAGGAAGGCAGAAUCUUCCCCGGCCUUCGGGAAAAUUUGCGA
Molecule: messenger RNA, 976 nt
Organism: Fimicolochytrium jonesii
Lineage: Eukaryota; Fungi; Chytridiomycota; Chytridiomycetes; Spizellomycetales; Powellomycetaceae
Exons: 1
Coding region: 101-631 (176 amino acids)
Source: RefSeq, a predicted model, not a curated record